Messenger RNA from Phycomyces blakesleeanus NRRL 1555(-), 1695 nucleotides. RefSeq lists its product as hypothetical. NCBI's taxonomy places the organism in Eukaryota, Fungi, Mucoromycota, Mucoromycetes, Mucorales, Phycomycetaceae. Gene Ontology annotation, molecular function: RNA ligase (ATP) activity. Gene Ontology annotation, biological process: tRNA splicing, via endonucleolytic cleavage and ligation. The transcript has 5 exons. The coding region runs from base 1 to 1155 and encodes 384 amino acids. The record is from RefSeq and is a predicted model, not a curated record. Gene Ontology annotation, cellular component: nuclear inner membrane.
AUGACUCAUUUGAUCUACAGCAUUUCGCCAGCUUGGUCAGCUAAGUUCAACUAUUGGUUUAUCAGUGUUAUUCUUCACUUAAAGUGUAACUCUAUCCAAAGUAUAGAAAUAGACAACUACAAAGAAACGAAUGAAGUGGUUGCACCAGCCGCAAAUCAGAGAGUUGUAAAUUAUACCACGCGAGAUCAGACGAUAUGGACCUCCUGGAGAAUUGAAGAGAAGAUAUACAAAUCUCAUCGAGAUCCAUUGCCUUCUAAAGCACGAGGGCUCUUUACUGUCCAUGAAGAUGGAGUGCAUCGGGUUGUAGUUAGAGGCUAUGAUAAAUUUUUCAAUGUUGGCGAGACCGAUGAUACACAGUGGGAUGCUUUUCGCGAAGGAACAGAGGGACCUUAUGAUGUGACACUUAAAGAAAAUGGAUGCAUUAUUCUCAUUUCAGCCCUUUCAGAAUCCAGUCUUGCUGUCACAUCGAAGCAUGCACUCCCUAAAGUUCAAGAUGAUGAAUAUUCCCAUGCAGGAGUUGGAUACAAGUGGUUGUGUAAACAUCUUGCUUCUGUACAUAUGACAGAACGAGAUUUAGCAGAGUGGAUAUAUCAUAAAGAUAUAACAUUAGUAGCAGAGCUAUGUGACGACGAGUUUGAAGAACAUGUGUUGGAGUAUGAACCGGCGAAUCGAGGUCUCUACUUACAUGGAAUUAAUUACAACACUAUGGAGUAUCACACUGUUCCUAUGGAUGCAGUCCGACAGGUUGCAGUAGUUUUUGGUUUCUUUCCCCCGGAAUACAUUUCGCUACAAAAUAUACAGGGUGUCGAAGAUAUGAGCCAGGAAAUGCAGCGCACCCACAAGUUCCUGGGAAGAGAGGUGGAAGGAGUUGUUGUGCGUUGCAAGAAAGGCGGAAAGGACUUUCAAUUCAAGAUCAAAGACAGACAAUAUCUACAGUACCGCGAAUACAGAGAAGUGACAAAUAUUAUCCUCAGCGCAAAGGAUAAAAAGAAGGAUGCCAAAAAUGUUUGGAAAAGAUAUGAAAAAACAAGUGAUUAUAUUGAUUGGCUGGAAAGUUUGAUACAAACCGAUCCUGACCGAUUAAAAGAUUAUCGAAAGAAAAAAGGGAUUAUUUCAAUGAGAAAAGAUUUCGAAAAAGAGAUUAAAUCGAGAUAGCUCUCGGUUCACAUACAAUAAAUUUUAUACUCAUUCAUACUCGUCUGUAUCUGCAUACUCAUCCUUCAUAUAAAAUGUUGGCAUUACCAGUGAAGCACGAUCAAGAUACCACUGUCCACAAUCCAGUUUUAGCAGAGUGGCAGUCAUGACCAUGUUUGUCAAUAGCUCUUUCACAAUGCUGUUUUCCAAUUUUACUUCAAAUAUAUCGUUCUCGUUGUCAUAGUCCUGUAGAAUAACUGAGAUAAAAUCUUCAUCCUUGGCCUCUUCGGGAAUUGGUGCGAUACUUUUUAUUUUGACAAGGAUUUGGUACCGGCGAUCAACGACAUGAGCUUUACUGAUGUUCUUUAUAAACGGGUGGACAUGAGCGCGUGCUUCCACAGAGGACAUUCCAACAGAGUCUGCUAAAAAGUCGUCGAUUAAUCCCUGUGUUUUGGAGUUUCCUACAGCCCAUGACAUGUCCAUAGAAGCAGCUGCCUUGAGUUCGCCCUCAAAUAGCAUACUACAAGCCUUGUUGAAAUUUCCGGGCAACAGAUUGGAGAC